AUGACUUCCCUGAUUCGUCAGAAUUAUUCCACGGAGGUGGAGGCUGCCAUCAAUCGCCUGGUCAGUUUGCACCUGCGGGCCUCCCAUACCUACCUCUCUCUGGGUUCCUACUACCACCGCGACGAUGUGGCUCUGGAAGGCUUGGGCCACUUCUUCCGCAUGUUGGCUGAGGAGAAACGCCAGGGCGCCAAGCGUCUUGUCAAGAUGCAAAAUCAGCGCGGCGGUCACGCCCUCUUCCCAGAGGUGGAGAAACCAUCGCAAGAUGACUGGGGGGAUCCGUUAGACGCUAUGGAAGCUGCCCUGGCCCUAGAGAAGAACCUGAACGAGGCCCUGUUGGAUCUGCAAGCCUUGGGUUCUGCCCACACAGACCAUCAUCUCCGUUACUUCCUGGAGAACCACUUCCUGGAUGAGGAGGUGAAACUCCAGGAGAAGAUGGGCAAUCACCUGACCAACCUCCGCAGGCUGGUAGGCCCCCAGGCAGGGCUGGACCAGUAUCUCUUUGAAAGGCUCACAAAGUGA
Lepus europaeus (European hare) is the source of this 519-nucleotide messenger RNA. Its product is annotated as ferritin light chain-like. The transcript has a single exon. Gene Ontology annotation, molecular function: ferrous iron binding; ferric iron binding. Gene Ontology annotation, cellular component: cytoplasm. Gene Ontology annotation, biological process: iron ion transport; intracellular iron ion homeostasis. NCBI's taxonomy places the organism in Eukaryota, Metazoa, Chordata, Mammalia, Lagomorpha, Leporidae. Bases 1 to 519 code for a protein of 172 amino acids. The record is from RefSeq and is a predicted model, not a curated record.